Messenger RNA from Eupeodes corollae, 3369 nucleotides. Its product is annotated as probable serine/threonine-protein kinase fhkB. The record is from RefSeq and is a predicted model, not a curated record. The transcript is spliced from 7 exons. The coding region runs from base 1079 to 1996 and encodes 305 amino acids. Lineage: Eukaryota; Metazoa; Arthropoda; Insecta; Diptera; Syrphidae.
UUCGCACCCCGAUCAAGUCGCUUUUUUGGACCAGAUUUUCCUUGGACCUGUUUAUUUCGCUUUAGCGAAAUAACUUGUAGAGAUCCGUCGCGUCUAUGUCGGCGUCGCGUCAUUUCCAAAGAGCACAAAAAAGCUCUCCUAUCCUCACAAUCAGUGCACAAUCUUGUUUUUCGGAAUUAUUGUGAUUGUCUGUCUACCCCCAACAUCGUAUCGUAUCGUCGCGUUCGUCGUUGUCGUCAGAGCGCAUCUUUAUCGUAUUGUUUUUUAUUUUUACGACACUUAACAAUAAGUGAGUGAUAAAACCACUUUAACCCUCAAACACCGUUACGGAAGAGAUAAAGUGAAUAAUCGUAUGUGACUAUUAUUUGCAUCUUUUUAUCGCUGAUCGCUGUUAAAGCCAUAUUCUCCUUAAAACGCACACGGCCCGGCCGGCCGUGAAAAUAUCCCAAACGGUUGUGUGGAAAAUUUCCUUGCUUAAUAUCUCGUUCGUGCGUCUCCGUUGUUUUGUCGUUUUUAGCGUCCGUCGUUUUUUGAUAAGGAAAUCUUCCUAUCUACUAUCGUGAUUGGUCCAGUUUUCAUAAUUAUUAUUGUGAAUUAUUGUUUAUUUUUGCUAGAAGGAGCAUCUUUUCCCUAUCUCCCUAUUAAUAGACCGUUAAAGGAAUGCCAACUGUAAUUAUAAAAUUAAAAGAAUAUAAUAAUUGUUAUCAGUUGGCAUGUGAUGCUGUUUGAAGUUUUUAUAAUGUGAUUUGUUUUUGUUAUAUUGAUUAAAUGAUCGACUAUAGCUAGACGAACAAAAAUCAAAAGUCGAUAAAUGAUUGAUAGAUUGAUUAAAAAAAUACUGUCUCAACGGAACAUGUCGUCACAGAGAGAGAUAAAUGCCAUAUUUUUUAACAUCAAACAACCAUUGUGAAUUUUUGAGUAUAAUUUUUAUUUUCUGUCGGUUUUAAUUAAGUGAAAAUAUUUAUAUAAACCAAAAAAUAUAAUCUACGUCAAAAAUAAUCCUGAUUGUGAUUCGCGAAUUUAUUUAUCGAUUUAUUUUUUUUAUUCGAAACAAAAAAAUAAAUUAUAAUUAUUCAAAAUGAAAUUGAAAGCAGCUCUUGGAGAAGUUUUGGAAAAACUACACGUUGGAGAAAAUAAUUUCAAUAAUAACACAUCAGCAACAAUUACAAACAACGAUAUUGUUUAUAUCAGAGCCGUUGGAGAUGGGAGUGACGUAGACAACAAUGACAACACCCAGGGAACAGUCAAUGACACGGAUUCAGAACUUUCCUCGCUUUCACAUGUUGACGACCCUAACGAUGUCAUCAUGGUAUGUGGAGUUGUCAUUGCCAUGCUAUUGGUUGGACUUAUUAUAGUAUUAGUUGCUGUUACAAUAAACAAAUUGCGCAAACGUGAAGAGACAUCCUCAGCCAGUCCGGCAACAAACAUUGAGGCUCAAACAACAACAUUUGCGACAACGCCUGCAAAUCAAAAUCACCACCAUCAGCACAACAAUCACCAACAUAACAAUUAUCAUCAUCAAAACAACAAUCAUCGAAACAGUACAAGCAGUCAAUGCAGUAAUAGUAGCAGUCAAAACAACCAGCAAAUGUUUUCAACAUCAUCUUCGACAACUAGUUUUGAGGCAAAUCAUAAUCAAAAUAACGCCAAUAUGAACAACAACAACAACAAUCUGCAUCUUCAGUCGUCAAUCAAUUCGAAUGGAAAUUGCAACAGCAACAAUAAUGGCAGCAACGGUCAAUCAGUGACAUUUGUCCGUCAGAGUCCAGCGUCAAACGGUUGGGUCUUUCCGCCAAAAGCCCCAACACCAAACAUCUAUAAUUGCAGUAAUAAUUUUGAUGCAAUAGUAAAUGCCAAUGAUAAACAUGGAUUCAAAGGAUUCCGAAAGCAAUUCAGCGGAAGAUUUAAGCGAUUAGUCGCGAAAAAACCGGCCGAACCAGCACCAGCAAUACCACCAGAGUUGAAACCUCAACUUAAAACAAUCUUUGUCUACUAAAUUAUUAUAAUUCAUAUAAUAUAAUAAUUAUUAUUGAGAUCAAGAAGAAAAAAAAAACAACAACAAAAGAGAAAAAGUUUAAGAAAAAAAAGAAAAUAAUUAUGAGGCAAAUAUACUAUUAUUAUUAUUAUAAUUAUUUAACAAAUGCCCGCAGGAUAUGUAUUAGAACUAAGAUUUGAAUAUAAGAAUAAUAAAUUAAAAUUUAAAUUAUUUUAUUAUUUUUCCUCUCAAAUCGAGUUCAUCCCUAUAUUUAAUUUAGAUAUGGGCUCAAUUAUUAUUCCUAUUAUUUAUAUGGGAUAGACAAAAGAUAAUUUUAGAAACAAAAUAAUCUGUAUUAAUUUUAUGUUCUCAGCUUAAGCGCCAAUAGAAAAGCAAAAAAAGAAAAAAAAAUAUCAAAAAACAAUUAAAAAAACAGUCCAUAAUUAUUAAGCAAAAAAUUAAAUAUUAAUUAAUUUAAUUUCAAUUGUUGUUUAAAAUUGAUUGAAAAACAAAAAACUGAAAAUUGUAAACUGUAAAUCAAAAUACUAAAAGUUCCAAAGAAUGAGAACAUAAUAAUUCAGAUACACGAUCAUUAAACACUAAAAACAAAAGACAUUUUCAUCAUCCUGCAGCUUUGUUUAAAGAAAAAGAAAAAAAUAUGUAUAAACUCUCAAAAAACAGAAAUCUUUUGCUAAACUCAAUUACACCAAGAUCACUUUCAAAAACAAAAAAAAACACACACCACAACCACACACAGAAGAUGAAAGAGAAAUUUUGUAAACACAAAGCAAUUUACACAAAAAAUUAUUAAUUAUUUUUUGCUGCAAAAUUGCUUUCGACAAGACUGAGAUUUACCAGAUUGUAUAUGUAGUUUUAUUUAAAAAUAAUUAAUUCUUAAUGAAUAAAUACAAAAAUCUAAAGAAAAAGAAAUGCAAAAUAAAACCAUGUAUUCAUUUAUGGAGGAGUUCAAAAAUAUCUGCAUAGAUACUUUUUAACGACGAACCUCAAUUCAUGAAGUACGUUAAAUAUCUCGAUUAUGCGGGGCUUCAAACCGACGGUUAGGUUGAGUUCUAACCCGGUUUGAUAGCUUGCAGCAGAGAAUAUGCAUUCAUGAGGGACGAUUAUGCCCUCAAAAACACCAGGCCCAAAAUGCUUCAAUGCGGCAGACAAAGAAAUUUAUGCAUUUUUGAUGCCUCAGCAUAAAUAUGUCAUUUUUUCUACUUGUGAUUAUCUUCAAAAUUUUAAGAUUUCAAUUUUUCAAAAUCCCUUCACGGAAUAUUUCAGUAAAACUUAAACUCAUACCAAAACAAAAUACACUAAAUUUUUCUCUGUUAUUCUAAAUAAAUAUUAAAUUAUUUAAAUUUUUUGGCAAAUUACAAAAAAAAAACAAAAAC